UAACAGGAAAAGUCACUUGACCUUUGUCUUUGUGCACAAUUCUUUUUAUUUUUUUCAUUCAGUCUUUGCUCACAUCAGCUUUUACCAAGUGUGUUACCAAACAAGGGAAUGUUAUGUUGGAUUUGUAUUCCCCAUGUUCACUACUCUAACAGACCGUACUUUAUUUAGGGCAGAAAGGGAGGACAGUGUUCAGUCCUACCAAAAACGGAUUUAUGUUAGUUCAAUCGUUUCCAUUGAUAUGGUUUACCUCACAUUGUUGAAUCUGAGAAAAUGUAAGUAUAGAGACAGAGGAUGUGCUGAUAUGCAGAGAGCAGAGUAUCAUUCAAGACCAUUUUAUUCCUCAAUUUAAUUAGUUACCUCCUUUUGUUUCUUGCUGGAUUCUAAUUUUCAGCAAACUUUUAACCAAAUUGUGCAACAGCAAAACAAUGCAAGUCAACAAUUUUGAAAAUGUUGCAGUAAAUUUAUCCUCAUCUUGCCUGUGAAAACUUUGACUGCAAGGUGUGUAGGAACACGGAGAACAGAACAUUCUGUUACCAAACCGGUCUACUCUGACAAUGCAUGGAAAAUUAAUUAGUUAGCAUGUGCCCUAUCAAUGAUUCAGUAAUAAGCUGGAACAAAACCUUAUCACUCAAUGUGGCCCAAAGUUAGUCUGCAAAAAAGAAAAGAAAAAAAAAAGAAAAGAUGAUCAGACUGUUACAACACUCUGACGCCACAUGAGCCAUAAUGCUUCUUAAAGUCAUUUAAAAUCAUAUAUCCCUUGAUAAAUGAUGAAAGAGUAGAGUCCAUCUUCCCAGAGAAAUGUAAAUUCAAACAGAUGAGAGCCAGACAGAACAUGUCAUGGGAUAAGGUAUUCUCAGGUAAAUGCAAUCCCCACAGCGCUAAAUCUGUCCAGAUUAAAAGUCUGCUGCUUCCUCUUGGAGUCAGGUUCACACCAGCUGUUAUGUGUUGUCGUAUGUAAAGUGAAUAAUACAUUAAUUCUACAGACAUCUUCUGUGAUAUAAUCAUAAGUCCUGUGACACUUUAUUUUUCCAAAGUAUUGACAUUCAGUCGGUCUCAAUGUGAGAGUCAGUGGUUUUUUAAUCAUGUCUUUAUUCUUGUUUUGUUAGAGACAAAUCCUUUUUUUAGAAAAAAAAAGAUUAAACAAGUUUUAAGGAGACACAAAGACACAAUCAGUUCUUGCUAUGUCCCACUCAGAAAUACCCAACCAAAUACUGCAAAUGAGAGACUAAUCCUUUAAGCACAAAGAUUACACAUGUGCACAAACUAAGAAAAAGGGGAUUUUUUUUUUUACUCUGAAAACCUUUUCUGAUAAGCACUUAAUCAGAGACUCCGGAGAUGUUUAACAUUACAUGCUGACUCACUGAACCACUAAAAAUAAGAUUUUAGUGGCAUUAUUCAUGCUUGGUAUGUGAAUGAAUGAGACUUAGCAUUUGCUUAUAGCCCAAACAUGAAAGCUGUACCAUAGCUUGGGUGUGCCUGUGAUGUAACACUGUGUGUGUGUGUGUGUGUGUGUGUGUGUGUUUGGUGAUAAUGAGGACAACACAGAAUAAAUUGAAAAUUGUCAGCAAUCUUCUAAUCUAUUUCUCAGCUCCUCAACGUCGGCAUCCAGUUUAGUCAGUCUGUGGUCGAAGCCUAUACAGAAAUAUAAACCGUUUACUAAAUGUGUGAUGAACUCACAGCAACAUAUCAAGUGUCAUUCAAGUGUUACUGUACUGAUUGUCUGAAGUCUAUCUAAAGGCCUUAAUACUCACAUUCAGGAGCAAAUGACAGACUUGAAUGUGGUUUCAUGAAGAGAUUAUGCCUGAAAACUGCCAUGCUAGCGGUUAGAUUUCUCCUUUACUUAACCAGCCCUGGUUAAUGUUUGCUCUUUAUAUUAUUGUUUUUUAUUAUUUUAUCUAUUUAUUAUUAUUUCCAUUUAACAGGCAUAACCACUUCAAUGAAGGCUUAAAAGAAAUUGGAGGCAGUAUCUCUCUGUAUUCCACUGGUUAAUUGUAAGCAUUUACCUACAGCAUGCCUACACCUCUACAGAGGUUUGACAGUGAGAUAAAUGUGGCUAAAUAUAGAGUAACAUCCCACAGAGCUGCCUAUCAAUAACACACCAGAUAUAUGGCUUGAUAUUGUUGCUUCUGAAUGGUGAAGUUCAGAGUUGGCACUAUUACUGUUACCGACUCACAAAUGGUUCUUACUUGAGUCAGUUCAAAUGUUUAUACUGAUUUUUGACAAAUGGAAAAUGCACUGAGACGCGAGGCGGUGGACAUAAGGUUUGGCUCUGUGCAGGGGGUUCUGGAGGAUUAACUGCAGCACUUGCCUAGACUUGCAUAUUAUUCAACAUAAUGUACUGCCAGCAGCCAGCAGCAUUCAUAAGAGAAAUAUGUAUUGCCAAGUCAAAAGGUUCUCCUAUGAUAUAUGCUCAUAUUUAUGUCACGAAAUAAUCCCUGACAAAAAUAGGCAUUAGUAAUUCUUUUUGCGACUUUUUUUGUUUUUUGAACUGUGGCUUGGUGGUUUUCGUGGAUUUUAUGUUUUAAAAGAUGCUUUAAAAGUAGAUCUGGAGUGCUGCACAACAGCACAUUUUAUGGACUAUUCUUUCUCUCAAGUACUGAUCCUGUGAUUUUCAUAGAAAGUGUUUUCUAACUUCCCCUGGCCACAAUAGAUUUCAAACACGGGGCUACUCAAUUUAAAACAUCCUGAAAGAUUGACCUGAAAUGCAUGAGGAGCACUGAUCUAUUCUUUUCAAGAAAUCGUGAGAGCGUGCGUGUGAAAGCACAUUUCAUGGUUAGAGAAGUGAUAACUAGAUCAAUUUUUCUUGGUUGUGUGACUCAGCAGCAUCAUGCGGCUCAGUUCUGUGUAACGUCUUGUACCACUGUUUUCAGUCUUUUGCUUGAAGUGCGGCGGUUUUUAUCUCAGCCUGAUGGAGCAGUUGUUGCCCGCUUUCCUUGUGCUUCAAGUGCUCCGUUGCGUUGGCGGCUAUCCCAGCGGUGCUCCCACUGGUGCCUGUGAGGAUAUGCUGCCUCGCCACUCUGGGGUGCUGCCUCAACCUUCCCCAGCACCCUACGCUCUCCUCACCAACACCAGGACGUUUCAGCCGGGCCAGCCCAUUACAGUGACAAUCAGUGGACCAGUCUACAGAGGUGUGUUGCUGGAAGCCCGAACAGGCAGCGGCACUAACGCUCUGGGGAGCUGGCAACUCCCUCCUCCAGACACAAAGUUUCUUGAGUGCUCAGGGAAUCCACAAGGUGCUGUUACUCAUUCCAACACCAACCUGAAGGGCAACAGCACUGUAUACAGAUGGAUAGCACCCAACUCUACAAGCCCUGUCUACUUCAUGGCCACAGUAGCUCAGCAGCGCACAGUCUUCUGGGUCAAUGUGAAGUCCACCACUCUAGCCAUGGGGAAACCUGGAGGUCUCGGCUUGGCAACGGGUGCAAGUGCUGGAAUGACUGAAGAAAAACCUCUGCUGCUCCUCAUGAUAGGAUUUCUGAUGUUACAGGUGCUGGGGUGAACACAAUGUGAAAAGAAAUUUAUUUCCAGCAAUGUAUUUGACUCCGACUGUUACAAAUCACCGAAACACUUCUCAAAUAAUACAUUUUUCAGACUUAUGGCCUCAUGUCAAAUCGUAUUGAAUUUCACAGAUUUUUCAGAUUUAGCUCAUGAACAUCUGACCGCAGAGAUAUUAAUGUGGCCCCUUCGCUUCAUAUCAUAAAUAUAAUUUCCCCCAUCCCUCUUAACAACAGACUUAUAUCCAUUCACUCACCAUUGACAUAAAUUUUGAAUGUACCUGAGUUGAAAAUGCGUCAUGCAGUCUCGUCCAUAGCUUUUAUGGUGUGUGUUCUGUCAUGUUUAAUACUAACACAACACGUGGAUGUCUGCAGAGAGAGGAACUGGGACACCUUUGCAGACCUGAACCGCCAUUUAAAUCAUUUCAGCACUUUCAAUAAAGUACAUGAAAAGUUCCCUAAAAGGUGAGGUAUGAAUAUAACAACCCAUGGUCAGCCUGGUGAAUCCCUCCCACUUCUAUUACAUUUAACAUGUUACUUCAGCAUAAUGAAAUUGUAUAACACCUAUUCCCUUAUUCUACUUAAUACCCUGCUAUCUGACCUAUGACAAAAUGUGUGUUGCUGUGAACUUCUUGUUGUUUUUGCUUAAUGAAAUAUUAUCACGCUUACUUAUUCUUUGCCACCUGAGUUUUAUUUCUCCCCACAUUUUUUAUUUUUAUUUUAGAUAUCUCACGUAUUUUUGUUUAUAUGCAUCUAUAUUCGAAGUGUCUGUGUAUCUCUUAAUCAAUCACUCAUAAUAA
Messenger RNA from Seriola aureovittata, 4294 nucleotides. RefSeq lists its product as uncharacterized. Gene Ontology annotation, molecular function: oxidoreductase activity, acting on metal ions. The transcript is spliced from 5 exons. Lineage: Eukaryota; Metazoa; Chordata; Actinopteri; Carangiformes; Carangidae. Bases 2909 to 3499 code for a protein of 196 amino acids. The record is from RefSeq and is a predicted model, not a curated record.